CCCCCCGGGUGCUUUGGGGUGCUGGGAGGGGUGUCCUGGGGGAGGAUCCCAGUGUAGGGGCUGGGGGGGUUCAGGAUCCCGGUGCAGGAUCCCAAUACAGGAUCCCGGGGCAGAUCCCGGUUCAGGAUUCCAGCCCAGGAUCCCGGUGCACUUCCCGGGGCUGGAUCCCGGUUCAGGAUCCCGUUUGAUGAUCCUGGUUCAGGAUCCCAUUUAAAGAUCCUGGUCCAGUUCCCGGGGCUGGAUCCCGUUUCAGGAUCCCGGUUGAUGAUCCCGGUACAGUUCCCGUUUCGGGAUCGUGGUUGAGGAUCCUGGUGCAGUUCCCGGGGCUGGAUCCCAGUUCAGGAUCCCGGUUCAGGACCCCGGCUGAGGAUCCCGGUUCGGGAUCCUGUUGCAGUUCCCGGUACCAGAUCCCGGUUUGGGAUCCCGGUGCAGCUCCCGGUUGAGGAUCCUGGUUCGGGAUCCCAGCGCAGUUCCCGGGGCUGGAUCCCAGCUCAGGAUCCCGGUUCAGGACCCCGGUUCGGGAUCCUGGUUGAGGAUCCCGGUUGAGGGUCCCGGUGCAGUUCCCGGUUCCCGAUCCCGGGUGAGGAUCCCGGUGCAGGUCCCGGUUCCCGAUCCCGGUUCGGGAUCCCGGUUGCUCAUCGCGCCGCGUCCCCGCGGGUCCCUCGCCCCCUCCCCUCCCCUCCCCUCCCCUCCCCUCCGGUGGCUCCGCCCGCAGCCGCCGGGCCCGGGGGCGGCCGGUGCCGGGGAAGGGGAAGCGGCGGCCGAACCUCCGCUCGGGGCGGCGGCGGCGGCGGCUCCUCCGGCCACCGGCGGGGACCGGGGGGGGGUCCCGGAGCGGCGGGAGCGAGGGGCGGUGCCCCCGGCACCGGGCGCGGCUGCGCAGGAGCCCGGGCGGGCGGCAGCGCUCGGCGGGGGCGGCACCGGCAGCUCCGCGACGGUACCGGGAGGGCACUGGGAGCACCGGGGCGGCACCGGGAGCACCGAGAGCACCGGGGCGGUACCGAGAGGGCACCGGGAGCACCGGGGCGACACCGGGAGCUCCGGGACGGUACCGAGAGCACCGGGACGGUACCGGGAGCACCGAGAGCACCGAGGCGGUACCAAGAGGGCACUGGGAGCACCGGGGCGGCACCGAGAGCACCGGGACGGUACCGGGAGCACCGGGAGGGCACCGGGACGGCACCGGGAGCACCGGGACGGUACCGGGAGCACCGGGACGGCCCCGGGACGGCGCGGGCGGCGGCUGGAGGUCCCCGCAGCCCCGAAUCGCCGUCGCCAUGCCCCGGCGGCGCUGAGCUGGGCACGACGGGCGGCCGGCGGAGCCGCGGCCGGCGAGGAGCCAUGGGGAGCAUCUACAAGGAGUAUUUCAACACGGAGAAGAUCCGGGAGCAUUACAACUACACCAAGGAGGGCACGGAAAGCUCGCCCACCACCUCCCGUUGGGUGGUGUCCAUCCUCAUCGUCGUCCUGUGCUGCUUCAUCGUGCUGGAGAACCUCUUGGUGCUCAUCUCCGUUUGCCGCAACAAGAAGUUCCACUCGGCCAUGUACAUUUUCAUCGGCAAUUUGGCUUUCUCCGACCUCUUGGCCGGCUUGGCCUUCAUGGCCAACAUCUUGCUGUCCGGAGCCACCACGUUCAACCUGACGCCGGUGCAGUGGUUCGUGCGGGAGGGCACGGCCUUCGCCACUUUGGCCGCGUCCGUCUUCAGCUUGUUGGCCAUCGCCAUCGAGCGCCACGUGGCCAUCACCAAGGUCAAGGUGUACAGCAGCGACAAGAACUGCCGCAUGGUGCUGCUGAUCGGCGCGUGUUGGGUCAUCGCCGCCGCCAUCGGGAGCCUCCCCAUCAUGGGUUGGAACUGCAUGAGCGACCUGGGCGACUGCUCCACCGUCCUCCCGCUCUACUCCAAACGCUACAUCCUCUUCGUCAUCACCAUCUUCACCCUCAUCCUCCUCGCCAUCGUGGGGCUCUACAGCCGCAUCUACUGCAUCGUGCGCUCCAGCCACGCCGAGAUCGCCAGCGCCCAGACCUUGGCUUUGCUCAAGACGGUCACCAUCGUCUUGGGAGCCUUCAUCGUCUGCUGGCUGCCGGCCUUCAUCAUCCUCCUCAUGGACGCCUCGUGCCCCGUGCGGGCGUGCCGCGUCCUCUACAAGGCCAACUACUUCUUCGCCUUCGCCACGCUCAACUCGGCCGCCAACCCCAUCAUCUACACGUUACGGAGCAAGGACAUGCGGCGCGAGUUCCUGCGGGUGCUGUGCUGCUGCGGCGCCGGGCGCCGGGACCGGCCCCCCGGGCGCUGCGCGCUCCCCCCGCGCACAUCCAGCUCGCUGGACCGCUGCACCCCCAAAUACGAGCUGCCCACCUCGCCCAUCACCCGCGACUGCACCACCUCGGUCUAGCGGGGGGGGCGCACGUCCCACGGACGCCCCGCGCGUGGGGUGGUGGGUACGCGGUGGGGAGGGGGAUAUUUCUAUAGGUACGGAUGGACAAUUGCACCUUCAUCCCCCCCCACCCAAACUGGGGCAUCCCCUCCGGGUUUCCCCGUGGUGAUGCCGGGGUUUCCGCGACCGGUGCAUGUUUGGGGGGGUCAAACACACGUGUUCUUCCCACUCUCUGGCCGGGGUUUCCGUGACCGGUGCGUGUUCGGGGGGGGUUGAACAUACGUGUUGGGGGCUGGACAUGCGUGUUCUCCCCACUCUCCAGCCAGGGUUUCCGUGACCGGUGCGUGUUCGGGGGGGGGGGGUUGAACAUACAUGUUGGGGGCUGGACAUGCGUGUUCUCCCCACUCUCCAGACGGGGUUUUCAUGACCGGUGCAUGUUUGGGGGGGGUUGAACAUACAUGUUGGGGGCUGGACACGCAUGUUCUCCCCACUCUCCGGCCGGGGUUUCCGUGACCGCUGCGUGUUCGGGGGGGGCUGAACACGCGUGUUUCUCUUCCCACGCCCAGCCCGAGCCCCGGGGCCCCCGCGGGACCUGUCGGACGGGUCCCGGGGCCCCUCCCCACGGCACCCCAUGGCGCCAGUGGCAAAUCCUCUGCCCCCGGCUGCUCGCCGGCACCGUGGGUGGCACCGACCGCUGCUCCUGGCCCGGGGGGGGGGUUUGCCAAUAAAGCCGGGCCUGGGGCGCUC
Messenger RNA from Columba livia (rock pigeon), 3123 nucleotides. It is a transcript of the gene S1PR2, whose product is annotated as sphingosine-1-phosphate receptor 2. The transcript is spliced from 2 exons. Gene Ontology annotation, biological process: sphingosine-1-phosphate receptor signaling pathway; regulation of metabolic process; adenylate cyclase-activating G protein-coupled receptor signaling pathway. The record is from RefSeq and is a predicted model, not a curated record. Gene Ontology annotation, cellular component: plasma membrane; cytoplasm. Gene Ontology annotation, molecular function: sphingosine-1-phosphate receptor activity. Lineage: Eukaryota; Metazoa; Chordata; Aves; Columbiformes; Columbidae. The coding region runs from base 1342 to 2394 and encodes 350 amino acids.